UGAUUUGUGAGAAAAAAAAUAAAACUUUUUUCGAAAUGGCAAACAAAUUGAAAAUGUUUGUUACCAAUAUGUGGGAGAAGGCAUCUCAGGAGAGAGGCCAUCCACAUCAUCAUAGUCUCUUAUACAGUUCUCCAACAAUUUCACCGUCAACAACAAUUACAAAUUUUUCGUCGAUACAAUCGAUACAAUCAAUACAAUCAACACGAUCGGUUCAAUCACGGAUACAUCAACAAUACUUCUCAAAGAUGGGCACAAAAGAACAAAAUAUGAUUAUUGGUGCUGGAGAAAUUGCACCAUUAAACAAUGGAACGGUUUGUGGAUCAGAUGAAAAGAAAUUUAUUGCACCAUCGAUUAACAGUGAAUAUUCACCUUAUUCACCAACCACGGUUGAACUACCAACGGCACCUCCAUGUGAACAAGACUCAAACAGUAGUUCCACAUCUCAACUGAAAAUCAAUUACCCAAAACAGGUUUUGGCUGCGUUAUCUGUGUCGAUUGGAUCGUUAACUGUGGGUUUUGUAUCCGCUUACACCUCAACAGCUUUAACAUCAAUUCGUGAAGAUGAAACUGCUCCGUUCACCGUUAAUGAAGAACAGGAAUCAUGGAUUGGAAGCUUAAUGCCUUUAUCUGCCUUAGUUGGAGGGAUUGUUGGUGGUCCCUUAAUUGAAUAUAUUGGACGUAAACGUACGAUUUUAAUGUCAGCCAUACCUUUCAUCAUCUCAUGGUUAAUGAUCGCUUUCGCAGUGAACGUUGAAAUGAUUUACGCCGCCCGUAUAUUAUCUGGUUUUAACGUUGGUAUUGCUUCGUUAGCCUUCCCUGUGUAUUUGGGUGAAACGCUUCAACCAGAAGUACGAGGCAUGUUGGGUCUGCUACCAACCGCACUGGGUAAUAUUGGUAUCCUGCUAUGUUUUGUGGCUGGAAGUUUACUAAAAUGGUCUCAUUUGGCAUUAUUCGCGUCAUUCUUACCAGUACCUUUUUUGAUACUUAUGUGCGUAAUCCCAGAAACACCUCGCUGGUACUUCACUAAAGGACGUAAAGAUGAAGCUGAAACUGCUUUGACCUGGUUACGUGGUAAAAAUGUGGAUGUUAGCGAAGAAUUAGCCGAAAUUGAAAAAUCACAAAUUGAAGCAGAAAAGAAUCAAACAUCAAAUGGUAUCAGUGAGUUGUUCCAACAUCAAUAUUUGAAACCCCUCAUGAUUUCCCUCGGUCUCAUGUUCUUCCAACAAAUGAGUGGAAUCAACGCUGUCAUCUUUUACACAGUGCAAAUCUUUGAAGAUGCCGGAAGUACUAUUGACUCAAACUUAUGUACCAUUAUUGUGGGUCUCGUAAACUUUGGCUCUGUUUUUGUAGCAACAAUGUUAAUUGACCGACUUGGCCGUAAAAUCUUAUUAUACAUUUCCAGUAUUUCUAUGUGCAUCACAUUAGUGACCUUAUGCAUUUUCUUCUACUUGAAGGAAAUCAAAUACGACCUUACCGCUUACGGUUGGAUCCCAUUGGCUAGUUUUGUUGUUUACAUUAUUGCAUUUUCACUCGGUUUUGGACCAAUUCCAUGGCUUAUGUUAGGCGAAAUUUUACCCGCUAAUGUACGAGGACCAGCUGCCUCAAUUGCAACAGCAUUUAAUUGGUCAUGCGCAUUUAUUGUAACGAAAGCAUUUAAAGAUUUAACGGCUUUGAUCGGAAUUUAUAGCACAUUUGCUAUUUUUGCUAAAGUUUGUUUUAUUGCAUUCUUUUUCACGUUAUUCUGUGUGCCAGAAACUCAAGGUCGAACUUUAGAAGAUAUUGAGAAAGCUUUAACUGGACAUAAAGUUCGACGUAUGAGUUCUGUUAUCAAUAUUAAACCUAUGCCGACAGCAUGCUAAUAUUUCUAUAUCUCAUUCGUCGCUAAUAUUUCGCCGCGGUACUCCAGUUUUAAGGCCUUCGUUAGCGACGAGUUCAAAGAAAUAAAUUAUCAUGUUAAGGAAAUUAAUUAAUAAUUAAUUUAUGAAAUUGAUUAAAGGUGGUUUCACAUCACAUAGUGACUCAUCUAAUCUUGUAUGUUAAUUUAAUUACUGGUGUGAAAUGACCUUAGAAUAUUUUUUUCAAUUAAAUAAAUUAGGAAAUAUUCGCAUUCAAAAAAAAAAAAAAAAUUGUGCAAAAAACAGUGAUAUUAGAUGAUUAUGAUUAAGAAGAGAGGAGUGGGAAUGGGUGCGGAAGAAUGAAUGUGGACACGAUAAUAGAAUAAUUGUUUUUAAUUGUGUGCGGUGAUUAGAUGUGGGUGGGAAAUCUGUAUAAAAAACGUACAUUCCAUUUUAAUUUAAAAAGACAAAAAAAUUUUAUUUUUGCUGUUUUUUGUAGAAGUUUUUUUUCAAUUUUUUUUGUUUUUUUACUUUUUUUUGUUGUUGCCAAAGAUUAUCUUAAAUGAUUAGGUAAUUAUUUAUUUUUGAAUGGCGAAAGUUGCGGGGACUUGGUCAAAUCCAAAGGAAUGCAUCCAUUCCACAACCUAAACUAUCGAAGAUUCUCUCGAAAUUUAACUGAUAUAGUUAAAUGUUUCAAUAUUCUGUAUAUACUGAGUUUUACGGCAAAACAAGCUUCUUCGUUUAGUUUAGGUAAUCUUGGAUAAAAUUGACCAUGAAUUAAACCAAAAUUGUAUAUAUAGUUUUCAAAAUAAAAUUUUCAAUUGUGCCAACAGCCAUUUUUUUUAUUUUUUUUU
Chrysoperla carnea is the source of this 2689-nucleotide messenger RNA. RefSeq names its product facilitated trehalose transporter Tret1-like. Lineage: Eukaryota; Metazoa; Arthropoda; Insecta; Neuroptera; Chrysopidae. The coding region runs from base 36 to 1859 and encodes 607 amino acids. Gene Ontology annotation, molecular function: sugar transmembrane transporter activity. Gene Ontology annotation, biological process: transmembrane transport; carbohydrate transport. Gene Ontology annotation, cellular component: membrane. The transcript has 4 exons. The record is from RefSeq and is a predicted model, not a curated record.